Messenger RNA from Wickerhamiella sorbophila, 6207 nucleotides. Its product is annotated as Fatty acid synthase subunit beta. Gene Ontology annotation, biological process: long-chain fatty acid biosynthetic process. The coding region runs from base 1 to 6207 and encodes 2068 amino acids. Gene Ontology annotation, cellular component: fatty acid synthase complex. Lineage: Eukaryota; Fungi; Ascomycota; Dipodascomycetes; Dipodascales; Trichomonascaceae. The record is from RefSeq and is a predicted model, not a curated record. Gene Ontology annotation, molecular function: enoyl-[acyl-carrier-protein] reductase (NADH) activity; [acyl-carrier-protein] S-malonyltransferase activity; [acyl-carrier-protein] S-acetyltransferase activity. The transcript has a single exon.
AUGUCAACUGGUGUGGUUUCUCCCGUGUCUGCGGCCAUGUUGCGGCCCUUAACGCUCGAAGCUGGCGAGAUCCAGCACACCUUCAUGGUGCCAACUGGUCUUUACACAAACACGAUGCAGCUUCGUGACCAGUUUGUUCGCAAGAAACUCAAUCCGGACGAGCUUCUUCCCAGUGAUCCCGCUGAACUGGUCGGCUCCUUUUUGGGAUACACUGCGCACGUGGUUGAAAGCGAACCUGGUCCCUUUGACGACGUCCUGCCAAUCGUUCUCAACGAGUUCGAGGCGCGCUUCCUUAUGGGCAAUGACGUGCAUACCCUGGCGGCAAGCUUGGAGGUCGAGGAUCCAGAGGCGAUUGUUAGCGCCUAUUUGGACGCUCGCCGCAUCGCUCACCGCCCGAUUCGCGCUCAUGCGUCAGCUCUCUUGCGGGAAGUUGAGGACGAUAACGCUCAUCUCAGUGCAAUUUUCGGUGGCCAGGGUAAUUCAGACGAAUACUUCAAGGAGCUUCAGCAAUUGUACAAAACUUACCAGGGUCUUCUCACCCCUUUCCUCACUUCGGCAUCCAAAUUACUGCGCACGCUUGCCUUGGAACACCAAGAUGCCAGUAAGGUCUACACUGAAGGUUUGGAUGUCUUGGCCUGGGUCAAAGAUGAAGCUACCUGCCCCAAGAAUGACUACCUCCUUUCUGCAUCGGUCUCUGUGCCUGUAAUCGGUGUCAUUCAGUUCUGUCAUUACAUCGUCACAUGCCGUGUUCUUGGCCUUACUCCAGGCCAGUUCCGUGAACACCUCACAUCAACUACUGGUCACUCUCAGGGUAUCGUCACAGCUGUAGCAGUGGCCACUUCAAAUACUUGGGAAGAUUUCAGCGGCUUGGCGGCGCGGGCGCUGACCUGCCUAUUCUUCAUCGGUCUUCGCUCCCAGGUCGCCUUCCCUUACACCUCGCUUCUGCCAACCGUUCUCCAGGAUAGCCUCGACAAUAACGAGGGCUCUCCAUCACCUAUGCUCGCCAUCAAAGACUUGACCAUCGAGAAACUUCAGCGCUACAUUGACCAAACUAACAAGUACCUGCCUUCGGACAAGCACAUCCAGGUUUCCCUUAUCAAUGGCCCUCGCUCUUUUGUUCUCUCGGGUCCUCCUAUGUCUCUUUAUGGUUUGAAUCGCUCCAUCCGUGCUGACAAGGCCGGCGACGAGAGUGUAGGCCGCACUCCUUUCUCGCAGCGUAAACUGCGCAUCACUACUCGUUUCUUGCCUAUCACCGCUCCUUUCCAUUCAUUCUUGCUUCAACAUGCAACAGACAAGAUCAUCGACGAUAUCACAAAGUGUGGAGCCGGUUUCAAUGCUGCCGAUCUCGCCAUUCCGGUUUAUGAUACCUUCGACGGCUCGGACUUGCGCGAAUGCUCAAAUCUCACCGCUCGUUUGAUCAAGCUCAUUACCGAGUUGCCCGUAAACUGGGAAAAGGCAACUGCAUUCAAGGGUAUCACGCAUCUUAUUGACUUUGGCCCCGGCGGAGCUGCUGGUCUUGGUCAACUUACCCACCGUAACAAGGAGGGCACUGGUGUCCGCGUUAUUGUUGCCGGUGUGCUUGGCGGGCGUGGCUUGUCCGAUGAGCUGGGUUUCAAGCAAGAGCUUUUCAAUCGCUCUACACUUUCCUUAAAGUACGCCCCUGAUUGGAAAGAAAGUUUCUCCCCCAAGUUGGUGCGUACUUCUAAAGGCAAGGUAUUUGUCGAUACCAAGUUCUCUCGCUUAUUGGGUCGUGCUCCUAUUAUGGUCCCUGGUAUGACCCCCAGCACUGUUUCCCCUGAGGUCGUCGCCGCCACUAUGAACGCCGGUUACCACAUUGAGUUGGCUGGUGGUGGCUACUUCUUGGAGGACACUUUGGUCAAGGCUCUGGAACAAGUUCAGAAACUCACAUCUCCUGCUAUGGGUAUUUCGUUGAACGUCCUUUAUGUCAAUCCUUUCAUGUUGCAAUGGUGUAUCCCUAUGGUGGAAAAGCUCCGUAAACAGGGCUUCCCUCUUGAAGGUUUGACAAUUGGUGCCGGUGUCCCUAGUGUUGAAGUCGCUAACGACUACAUCCGCAACUUGGGUCUGAAGCAUAUUUCCUUCAAGCCUGGUACUGUCGAAAGUAUUUUGCAGUGUGCUCAGAUCGCUGCUGCGAACCCAGAUUUCCCUGUCAUUGUUCAGUGGACUGGUGGCCGUGGUGGUGGUCAUCACUCUUUCGAGGACUUCCAUCAGCCUAUUCUGGCCACUUAUGGUCAGCUUCGUAAACAGCCCAACUUGAUUCUGAUUGCUGGUUCCGGUUUUGGUGAUGCUGAGAGCAGCUAUCCUUACCUCACAGGUGAGUGGUCUACCAAGUUCCAGUAUCCUCCUAUGCCGUUCGACGGUCUCUUGAUGGGUUCGCGUUGUAUGGUUGCGAAAGAGUUCCACACCUCCCCUGCUGCUAAGCGUGCUAUCGUCGAUGCCCCAGGUGUUGAAGAUUGUCACUGGGAGGGAACUUAUACCAAGCCCACAGGCGGUAUCAUCACCGUCAUGUCUGAGAUGGGUGAGCCGAUCCACAAGCUUGCCACUCGUGGUGUUAUGCUUUGGAAGGAUCUCGAUACCAAAAUUUUCGCCGUGCCCCGUGGUCCCAAGCGGGUGGCUGCUCUGCUAGCCAUGAAAGACACCUUGAUUAAGCGCUUGAAUGAUGACUUCCAAAAGCCCUGGUUUGGUCGCAAGACCGAUGGCUCUGUUGCCGAUCUCGAUGAGAUGACCUAUGGCGAGGUUGUGGAGCGUUUGGUUGAGUUGCAAUUUGUGCGCACCGAGCGCCGCUGGAUCGAUGUCUCUUUGCGCAACAUGACUGCUCAGUUUGUCCGCCGUGUUGAGGAGCGUCUUACCCAACAACAGCAGCGUCUUUCGGUUUUGCAGUCAUUUUCUCAACUCGAUGAUCCAGAUUCUUUCUUGGGUCUGUUCUUCGCUGAGUAUCCCGAGGCUCGCCAGCAGAUCAUUCAGGCACAGGAUAAGGACUAUUUCUUGAUGCUUUGUCUCGACAAGUUCAAGAAGCCUGUCCCAUUCAUUCCUAUACUUGACGAUAACUUCGAGUUCUACUUCAAAAAGGAUUCUUUGUGGCAGAGUGAGGAUCUCGCUGCUGUUGUCGAUCAAGAUGUUGGACGGACGUGUAUUCUUCAGGGCCCUGUUGCUGCACGUUACUCUAAGGUGGUUGACGAACCAAUUGGUAAGAUUCUUGACGACAUCCAUGAGGGUCACAUCAAUCACUUGAUCAAAGACCACUAUGAGGGUGAUAAAUCGUCUAUCCCUACCAUCGAAUGCUUCGGUGGCCCAGCUCCUUCCGAGGACGCUGGCUUUGAGUUCGACUAUCCCCACGCUACUAUCUCCAAGCAUGGUAACACCCAGAUUUACUCAAUCGACCAUGACUGCACUGAUCUCCCUCCCCUCGAAGAGUGGCUUGCUGCAUUGGCUGGAUCCCACUACGGUUGGCGCUACGCUUUGCUUUCUUCGCAUCGUAUUGUUCAAGGAAACAAACAUGUUGCCAAUCGUUUGCGUGACGUGUUUGGUCCUGCUCCUGGUCUCACCGUCAAGUUCGAGAACUUUGAUAACAUGGAGAAGCUGAAGAUCAGCGUUUUCGAGCGCGCCCGUGGCCAGGAACAUCUAGUCGCUUUUGCCAAAUGGGCUGGUGAUGGAAUCAUCGAUGUCUCUCUCCGUGAGUGGCGCACGGCUGAUGGCAAACCUGCUGAUCUACCUCUUGAGUACCGGUAUGAUCCAGCGGUUGGCUACGCUCCUAUUUCUGAGAUUACCGAAGGUCGUAAUGAUCGUAUUAAGAAGUUCUACUGGACAGUUUGGUUCGGUGCUGAUUCGAAAUACGAGACUAUUGAUGACCUCAAAUCUCCUUGGAAUGAGGAACCUGUGAUCAUUGAUCCCGCUGCUGUUCAGGACUUUGUUAAUGCCGUCGGAAACAAGGGCGAGGCCUAUGUCUCACUGCCAAACCGCAAGGUAUUCGCUCCUAUGGACUUUGCGAUUGUGCUGGGCUGGAAAGCUAUUAUCAAGGCUAUUUUCCCUGCGGUUAUUGAUGGUGACCUGCUUCGUCUUGUUCAUCUCUCCAACGGUUUCAAGAUGAUUCAGGGUGAGGCUCCACUUGCUGAGCGUGAUAUUGUUAGCACCAGUGCUCGUAUCACUUCGGUCACUAACAGCGCGUCUGGCAAAACUAUCGAGGUUAUGGGUACUUUGGUUCGCGGUGGCCGCCCCGUUAUGGAGGUCACUUCCCAGUUCCUGUAUCGUGGCGACUUCAAGGAUUAUCCUGCGACGUUCCGUGUCCAGGAUGAGAUCCCCAUGGAGCUUACUUUAGCCACUGCUCGUGAUGUUGCUAUCUUACGCUCCAAGGAGUGGUUCCAUCCCCGUGAGGAGACUGCCGACUUUAACUUGCUGGGCAAGACCCUUAUUGCUCGCUGCAACUCUACUGUGCACUACAAGGAUGCCAAGUCGUUCUCAAGUGUUUUGACCACUGGUCAACUGCUGCACGAGCUCCCCACCAAGGAGAUUGUGUACGUCGCAGAUAUUGUUUACGAAGCCGGUGAGUCUUAUGGUAACCCCGUUGUCGACUAUAUGCAGCGUAUGGGCCAGCCCAUCGAGCAGCCUGUUCCCUUCGAUAAGCCCAUUCCUUUGACAGCUGAGCCUUUGGAAUUGCGCGCUCCUGUUUCAAAUGAGCUCUAUGGUGCGGUGUCUGGUGAUUAUAACCCCAUCCAUGUUUCUCGCGUGUUUGCUAGCUACGCUGGCCUCCCAGGAACCAUCACCCAUGGCAUGUUUUCUUCUGCAUCAGUUCGCGCCCUGGUUGAGGUCUGGGCUGCUGAUAAUGUGAUUCAACGCUGCCGUGCUUUCAGCUGCCAAUUCGUUGGUAUGGUCUUACCUAAUGACAUUCUUGAGACUCGUCUUGAGCAUGUAGGCAUGAUCAAUGGUCGUAAGAUCAUCAAGGUUCAGACUACCAAGCGUGAGACUGGUGAACCAGUUCUUAUUGGUGAGGCGGAGGUUGAUCAGCCAACUACUGCCUACGUCUUUACCGGUCAGGGUUCGCAAGAGCAGAAUAUGGGUAUGGACUUGUACAACUCUAGUCCUGUGGCCCGCGAGGUUUGGGAUCGUGCUGAUCGUCACUUUGUGGAGACAUAUGGUAUCUCGAUUCUCAAGAUCGUUCGUGAAAACCCUCGUGAGCUCACUGUGCAUUUUGGUGGUGAGCAGGGCAAGCGUAUUCGUGAGAAUUACAUUGCCAUGACUUUCGAGACAAUCGACAGCGAAACUGGUGAUCUCAAGCGAGAGCCCAUCUUCAAGUCUAUCAACCAAGAGAGUAGCCACUACACCUUCUUGUCUCCUAAUGGUCUGCUUGCUAUGACCCAGUUCACUCAGCCCGCGCUCACUUUGAUGGAGAAGGCCUCUUUCGAGGACAUGCGGUCGAAGGGUCUUGUUGACUCGAACUCGAUCUUCGCCGGUCACUCUCUCGGUGAGUACUCUGCUCUUGCUUCUUUGGCCGAUGUCAUGCCCGUUGAGAGUUUGGUCGACGUUGUUUUCUACCGCGGUAUGACCAUGCAGGUCGCUGUGCCUCGUGACGAGCUUGGUCGCUCCAACUACGGUAUGAUUGCCAUCAACCCCAGUCGCAUUUCUCCUACCUUCAGCGAGCCUGCUCUGCGACUUGUUGUGGAGGAGACGUCCAAGACCACCAAGUGGUUGUUGGAAAUCGUCAAUUACAAUGUUGCUAACCAGCAGUAUGUUGCUGCCGGUGAUCUUCGUGCUCUUGACACCUUGACUAACGUUCUCAAUGUGAUGAAGAUCAAGAAGAUCAACGUUGAUAAGCUGCAGGAGAUGAUGAGUGUCGAGGAGCUCAAGGAGCACUUGGCCGAGAUCGUGCGGGAGGUUUCAGUAAAGUCUGUCAACAAGCCUCAGCCCAUUGAGCUUGAGCGUGGCUUUGCUACUAUUCCCCUGCCUGGCAUCUCUGUGCCUUUCCACUCUUCUUAUUUGCUUUCCGGUGUCAACCCGUUCAAGACGUUCUUGUCCAAGCGUAUUGCCAAGAAUGCCGUCAAGCCUGCCAGCCUGGUUGGCAAGUAUAUUCCCAAUCUGACCGCUAAGCCCUUCGAGGUGUCCAAGGAGUACUUCGAGGAGGUCUACAAGUUGACAAACAGCGAGCAGAUCAAGGAUAUUCUUGACCGCUGGGACGAUCUGACUCGCGACGAAUAG